AUAGAUUGUUUUUUGCAUUUUUCUCAAAUAACAAACAAAUAAAAAACACCGGAUCCCAACAAGAUGCCACAAGUCAGCAAAUCUGAAGAUGAAUUUGGAAAGAAAAUCGAUCGCUGCAUUACCGAUAUGGGUAUAAAAAGUGUCAGCGGUUUGGCCAUUGGUUCGGUGCUGUCGCUGCUCAUAUUCAAGAGGAAAGCAUGGCCCCUUAUAAUGGGUACUGGUUUCGGUGCUGGUGUCUCAUACAGAACAUGUGAAAAAGAUCUUAAUAUGUAAACGAAAAA
Musca vetustissima is the source of this 281-nucleotide messenger RNA. Its product is annotated as MICOS complex subunit Mic10-like. Lineage: Eukaryota; Metazoa; Arthropoda; Insecta; Diptera; Muscidae. Gene Ontology annotation, cellular component: mitochondrion; mitochondrial inner membrane; MICOS complex. The coding region runs from base 64 to 273 and encodes 69 amino acids. The record is from RefSeq and is a predicted model, not a curated record. The transcript has a single exon.